Hibiscus syriacus is the source of this 1250-nucleotide messenger RNA. Its product is annotated as ornithine carbamoyltransferase, chloroplastic-like. Gene Ontology annotation, molecular function: amino acid binding; ornithine carbamoyltransferase activity. The record is from RefSeq and is a predicted model, not a curated record. NCBI's taxonomy places the organism in Eukaryota, Viridiplantae, Streptophyta, Magnoliopsida, Malvales, Malvaceae. Gene Ontology annotation, cellular component: intracellular membrane-bounded organelle. The transcript has 5 exons. Gene Ontology annotation, biological process: L-citrulline biosynthetic process. The coding region runs from base 49 to 1170 and encodes 373 amino acids.
CCCCCGGUCCCGUUAAAAACCGGCAUUUUCGCUUCCCCACCAAAAACAAUGGCGGCGAUAUCUGGCCACUGCACAUUCCGGUCACACCAGUCGCCUCUCACCGUCCCCGCCUCCUCCUUCGACGGCGGAAAUCUCCGAUCUUCUAGCAUUUACUUCGCUGCUCCUUCGUUGGUACGCCGAACCCAUAUCUCUUGCCAGGCCUCCUCUGCCACGUCACCACCUUCUUCCUCCGCCAAUGGGACAGCAAAAGGGGAGAAGAAGGAUUUUUUGCAUAGUAGCGAUUUUGAUAAAGCCACCAUAUUGAAGAUCUUAGAUAGGGCCGCAGAGGUAAAGGCACAGCUGAAAUCAGGAGAUAGGUCCUUUACUCCAUUUAAGGGGAAGUCCAUGGCUAUGAUUUUUGCAAAGCCAUCAAUGAGGACAAGGGUUUCAUUUGAGACUGGGUUUUUCUUGCUUGGAGGUCAUGCUAUAUAUUUGGGACCAGAUGAUAUCCAGAUGGGUAAACGUGAAGAAACUCGUGAUGUUGCUCGGGUUUUAUCUCGCUAUAAUGACAUUAUUAUGGCACGUGUCUUUGCUCAUCAGGACAUUCUUGAUUUGGCCAAAUUUUCCAGUGUACCUGUCAUUAAUGGCUUGACAGAUUACAACCACCCUUGUCAAAUAAUGGCAGAUGCACUCACAAUUAUUGAACAUAUUGGCCGGUUGGAAGGAACAAAGGUUGUCUAUGUUGGGGACGGAAACAAUAUUGUGCACUCUUGGUUGUUGCUUGCUUCAGUUGUUCCUUUCCACUUUGUCUGUGCCUGCCCUAAAGGUUUUGAGCCAGAUAAAGAGACUGUUGAUAAGGCACAGAAAGCUGGGAUCAGCAAGAUUGAGAUUACAAAUGAUCCUAAGGAAGCAGUUAAAGAUGCUGAUGUCGUGUACUCAGAUGUGUGGGCUAGCAUGGGACAAAAGGAAGAGGCUGCAUAUCGUCGUCAAGUGUUUCAAGGAUUUCAGGUUGAUGAUGCUCUUAUGAAGACAGCAGGCCCAAAAGCUUAUUUCAUGCAUUGUUUGCCUGCUGAAAGAGGAGUAGAAGUGACUGACAAUGUUAUUGAGGCUCCAAACUCCAUCGUCUUUCCACAAGCAGAAAAUCGCAUGCACGCACAGAAUGCUAUAAUGCUCCAUGUUCUUGGGUUAUAAUUGCAUGGCAUUGCUGCAUUUACAAAAAGAAACCGUUACGCCAUGUUACUUCUGGAACUACAUUUUCAUCCUAGACACAA